AUGAACAAGAAUAAUGCAAAAAGGUUUGAUUUGCAACCAGCAAAAUUAACGUGUUUAGUGAAUUCUCCAAAAUUAUCUAUAAAUGAAUCGCCACGUCUUAAACCUCCACCAAGUGUAAUAAAUUUUGAACGGAAAACGAUUAAACUAUCAUGUAAAAAUGAUGGUAAAAAUGAGAUUACUUUGCCAAAAUCUAGUAGUUUACAAUUAACAGAUCAAGAGGGGGGUCGUAAAAUUAUCAAGAUAUCUUGUAAAAGGGAUUUUGUUGGAAACGAUGUUACUUUGCCAAAAUCUAAUAAUUUACAGACAGCUGAACAAGAAAGUGGUCGUAAAAUUAUCAGAAUGAUAAAUGAUACACUUCAAUCAAAUGCAAAAUUAUCAAACAACAAAAAAGAAUUUGUUUUAAAGAAUUCGGCAAAAAUUGUCUCUCUCAAAAAUCAACGUGCUUUAUCUGGAAGCAACAAUUUAUCCAAUACAAAAGUCCGAACAUCUGAAGAAAGUUUAGUUGAAGAAAAUCCGCCAAAAAAGAAACACAGACCAAUUACAUGGCCCUGAUUGUAUAGCUUUUUAUUAAAAACCCAUCAUUGUGUUUGUCUUGUACUAAAUGUUUGUGUUUGUAUGUAUGUGUGUCAGUUUGCGUGUGAGUUGAUCAUAAGUUUUCGCUAAAUUUUUGUAGCCAUCUCUACUGUGCUAUCAAUAAAAUUCAUAUUAUCUUAUGUAAUGUUUCAGUAACCUUACUUCAUCAUUCGUCCUGUAAAUCAAUUUACAGAUAAUAUCAAAAAAUAUAUAUAUUAUUUUUCUAAAUGAAAAAGUGUACUUUGUUUUUAAUUAUUGGACUGAGGAAAAAAAUAGUAUUUAAACAUAUUUAAAGCUGUGUUCAUAAUUUUUUUCAUUUAUUUAUACUAUUUUAACUCAUUACACUUUGUUAAAGAAUGCCUUAAUUUAUCUUUUAGAUUAGUUUGUACAUUAAGAAUUAUUUUAUUUUGCAUCACAACUUUAUGAUAUAUCAACAAUAUGGCUAUUGUAUUACAAAGUUCAUUUUUUUUAUUCAACGUUUUAAGAAAAUAAUUAAUUUAAUGUUACAAUUGACUCUCAAUUUUUCCAGAGCAGCAAAUUGAAAAAUUUUAUACGUAAUAUAGAAUACACUGUAACUGCAUUUGUUACAUUAACUUUUACAAAAAAAUGAAAUGUAAACAUAUAAAAUAAUAAAAAAAUAAUAUAGAUGAAUCUGUUUUUAUCAGUUAGAUUAUGAAAUAUAUAGUAUAUAAAGUAUAUUAGUAUAUAUAGAUGACCACUUCAUUGUUAUAAUUGGCACAUUUAUCUGCAAGUCGGAUAAUCGAGAGUCAACUGUAUAUAGAAUACACUUAGCUUAUAAUAUAUAAAUGAAUAAGGAAUGUUUAAUAUCUAAAAUAUUAAGAAAAUUAACAAUUUUAUACAUUUACAAAUGUAUAACUUUGUAAGAUAUGUAUCUCUUCUAUUACUUUUAAAUUGUUAAUCUGAUAAUAUUAGUGGUUAAAGAACUCUUUUCUGAUAAUAGUAGUGUAACUUUUUUAAUCUGUUAUAUACUCUGAAUUUUUUUUUUUACUAUUUAUAAAUGCACUUACUAAUUAAUUUAGCAUAAUUUUUGUUUAUUUGUUCUGAAUUUAUUAGCAAAAAUGUUAUUUUGAAAUAUUAAAUCAUUUGUUCUGUUGUUGCCAAACAAAGAAUAACUUGUAUAUUAUGUUACCAAAGGAACUGUAUUACAAGAUAUACAAGGUUAGUCUUAAAAUCUUUAAUAUUGUUUAAGUUGUAUAUAAGAAAUAUAAUUUUCGUUGUAGAAUAGAUAUACAAAAAUUAAUUUUUAUUGAUUUUAAUAAAAGUUUUAAAUUUUCUAUGAAUUAGAAAGAUACCUUUUAUUGCUUCAUCACAAAAUAUUUGAUAUUUUGGGGGUGUUUAUUGCAAGGAGAUAAUGAAAAGUUAUGAUUUUACAAAAAGUUUUAAGAAAAACAACAGCUAUAAUAUGAAUUCAAGGAGCAUACAGGGUGGCUUAAAAAUCAGUUAACCAAGAUUUAUUUUCAAGAAUAGCUAAACUGCUUUGGAACAGCCAUGUACUAUUAAUAAUUUUAUUGCUUUAUUACAGAUAAUUGAAUUACAAAUAACAUGCAGCUAUUUUAAUCAUUCUUAAAAAUGAAUCUUGGUUAAUUUGCUUUUGGAAUAUCCCAUAUUUAAAAAAAUAAAUUCAUAUUUCUAUUAUUAAUUUUAGAAAUCAGCUGUUUAAAUAUACUUUAUACAUGAAUCUACUGAUUUGUUUAUAUAUGGGCUUGAUCAUAAGAUAAUGAAAUUAAAAAAUCAUUGUUGACUUCAUUAUCAUAUUUAAUAGCAUAUUUUCAACACUGUUUUAAUUAUAAUUUAAAUUCAUUUUAUUCUACAAAGAAAAUUAUAUAGCAUUGUAUGGAAAGACUGGCUUUGUACUAAUGUUAACAUGAAUCUGUAUAUAAGUCUUAAUUUGAUGAAUGAUUGCACAAAUUAGCUUUAAAAAACAUAGUUUCACAUUGUAAAUAUUUUAAAAUUAAAUAUUUUGUAAUGUGAGUUAUAAUAAAUUUAGAAUGAAAGUAUAUGAUGGUGCUAAUAGCUUAAUUGAAUUGAUGUGUUGUUAGAAAUGUUAUUAAAUAUUUUUAAAUUGUAUAAUAGUUCAUUAUUAUUAUUGUCUCAUUAAGAACAGAUCAGAUUAUAAAGCUUAACACAAUAUUACUCAUUUUGUAUUUGUUUAUAUGAUU
Centruroides sculpturatus (bark scorpion) is the source of this 2753-nucleotide messenger RNA. RefSeq lists its product as uncharacterized. The record is from RefSeq and is a predicted model, not a curated record. The coding region runs from base 1 to 552 and encodes 183 amino acids. The transcript is spliced from 3 exons. Lineage: Eukaryota; Metazoa; Arthropoda; Arachnida; Scorpiones; Buthidae.